Coregonus sp. 'balchen' is the source of this 4912-nucleotide messenger RNA. The record is from the annotation of a GenBank genome assembly. NCBI's taxonomy places the organism in Eukaryota, Metazoa, Chordata, Actinopteri, Salmoniformes, Salmonidae.
AUAUCUUAACAUAUACAAGAGAGACUCACACCCGCAGACUCGAAGAAGGAUAUAAGACCGACCAAAUGUCGAGCUGAUAUAUUAAAAGUUAACUUGGCUCCAGAGCUGAGCGCGUGGGGGGCGAGGGGCACAUUAUAGAGACAGCACGGGGGCACCCAAAAAGCGAUGGGUCCGUACAUGUUCUAGAUAGCUUACAAAACGCGUGCCGAAUGAUUCUCAAAAAAUACCGUGCCUCCCUGGUUUAUAAAGGCGAAUUGAAGGCAAUCGUAAAUAGUGUAACGUUGCAGAGUAAUGGAAGAGAAAGAGACGGGGGAGAGCGAGCCCGUGGUCCUCCCGUGUGCUGAGCAGACAGAUUCUCUCUCAUUAAUAAUACGCGGAGAGGAGGAAGCAACGCAAGAGCGGAGUGACUUGGGACACUGUUCAGGAGGUAAAGAUUGUAAUGUUUUUGUUUCGAGAGUACGUAGACUCGACCACUUGUCCGCCCGCCACCCUUAGUCAUAGUUAAUCCGUGUGACGGACAAUGCCAUCUAGCAGCAUGCCCCCUUGUCUUAGUGGCUUCACUAUAAACAAAGGCGAAAUAGCAUGCUGGCCGCUUGCUGUGAUGCACAGUCGCCACCCAGCGGAAACCAACGGCGGCUAAACCGGCUAAAUGGAGUCGCUGUGGUGCUGUGCGGAAUAUUAUCCACAGAUUAACGGUUUUAUUAUGAACCCUUAUUAUCGUGUCAUCAUAUUUCUAGCAGAAUGAAUAUCUGGAAUGUCAGGCAGAGUAUGUGCCACCAGCUAUCUGAGAAAUAGGCUAUAAAGCUUUGAAAUGUGCAGUUUCAUGGAAUAAACUAUAUUAUUACUGUAAGUGCAUCUCCUAAUGCUCUCUCUCACCUAGAGGAAGACGAUCUGACCAAUGGCCACGUGGACGGCGAUGAGGAGAUGGUUACCCCACUCUGCGCUCCGGGCACCAGCUACUGGAGUGUCACAGAGGGUCCCGACUCCCCCUUUCUCCUGUCCCCCGUCCCGGGCCCCUCGGGGAGCAAGGAGAGGGUCCAACGCGCCUCCCGUCCCGGCUUCAGCCGCAUCCCGGGCCGGGACCACCGGCGCUACUACCACGAGUACUGGCGCAGCGAGUUCCUGAUGGACUUUGACCCCCGCCGCCACGGCAUGAUCUGCAUGGUGUGCGGGAGCUCGCUGGCCACGCUCAAACUCAGCACCAUCAAGAGGCAUAUUCGACAGAAGCACCCGGAUUCCCUGCUGUGGAGCGUGUCCGACAAGGAGGUGAUUCGCUCGGGCUGGGAGAGCCACCUGAGUCUGGAGGGGGGCCAGAGUCUGUACUGUCCGGCUGGAGGGGUGGUCGCCGUCUCGCAGGGUCAGGAGGAGGAGCUGCUGGACUGCGCACGCCGCUCCACCGGUGGGGGUUUUCUGGAGACUGGGGGAAUGAAAUGACAUUGGCAUAGUUUUAUGAUCAUUUACAUUUUAGUCAUUUAGCAGAUGCUCUUAUCCAGAGCGACUUACAGUUAGUGAGUGCAUACAUUUUCAUACUGGUCCCCCGUGGGAAUCGAACCCACAACCCUGGUGUUGCAAGCGCCAUGCUCUACCAACUGAGCUACACUGGACUACGUGAUAAGAGUAUUGAGUUUCAGGAUUCUGCACUUGGUGGCAGUAUGAGCAUGUCUGAUAAGAAGUGUGUAUGUUAUACAGUCAUACCCAUGCUGUCAAGUAGUGUAAGAGGAUGAUGCCUUUGUGCAGUGGCUUGGUGUAGUAGUAAGAAGAAAGGUUUCUCUUGUGCCUCUGAUCUCGACAGGAAUGAUCUGCUGAUAGAUGGAUGCAUAUGACAUGCUUAUGUGACAGUCCCCUGGUGGCCUAUUUCUUGAUUCACAUUAACAUACAUUUCAAUUGCAUUUCCCCUCUCCAUCUCUUCCCACAGGAAAAGCUGAUGGUACGGUGACCCCCAAACUCCAGCCCCGGUCCCCCACCCCGUCUCCCCCUCCAUCGGCCCCCCUCCAGCAGCAGGAGGAGCUCUCCGGGCCCUCGGCCCAGACCCUGGAGCGCUACCUGAACGAUUCGCUCCACGCCUGGUUCCGACAGGAGUUCCUCAUGGAGUACCAGGCGGAGGCGGGCAGGCUGGUGUGCAUGGUGUGCGGCCGUCCGCUGCCCUCGCUCCACCUGGACCACAUCAAGAGCCACGUGCUGGACAUCCAUCCCCAGUCGCUGGUCUACAGCUCGGAGGAGAAGCACUGCAUCCUGCAGACCUGGGCUCAGACGCAUGGUGAGACAGGGGAGGAGGGCGUGGUUGAGUAUAACAGUACAGGGAAAGAGGUAUUCUGUCGCUGUGGCUCUAGUUUUUUAUCAGCUAUAUGUCUUGUGUCUUGUAUAAUGCUAGAAAGAGUUAAGUUGAAUCUUUUCAGCACCGAAUUAAAAAGCUUUUGUUAUAAAAGCCCUUCAUAUUCUGUUAUUCCCUAUUGAUGUCUUCACUCACUCAUAUACUCUCUCCCCACCCCCACCCCAUGCCCCAUUUCAGAAUCCGACCCUCUGAAUGACUUCAUCAAAUCGGAGCCCAACACCAAAGACGAGAGAGAGGCUGGGGUGGACUUCUUCCCUGAUGACCUGGAGACCAUCCAGAUCGGCUCAGACAACGAUGAGGCAUUAUCCCAGAUACAGGACAUGGUUGGUAGCAGUGAUGGAGGUGGUGUUGGAGCUCCAGAGGUGACCAGCCCCAUACCCCCUCUCCCUCUCCGCCAGCCCAGGAAGAGGCGUCUCCGCGGGGGCUUCCCCUGGCGCCUGCGCCUGGACUACCUGGUGGCCUAUGGGCCUCAGGGUCGUGGCACCUUCUGCAUGGUUUGCUCCCAAGCCCUGCCCGUGGCCAAGGUGAGCAGCUUCCGCCGCCACAUUCAGGAGUGCCACCCUGAUACCACCAGCCUUUCCCGGGAGGAGAGGGCAGCCAUGGCCGAGGCUUGGACCAAAGAGGCCCCCACGGAAGACCACCUGGCCGUGCAGAUGAAAGAAGGUAAAACUUUCCAAAAAGUUCCAACCAAUGUAAAGGACAGACUGUAGCUACUCUCAGAGAAAAAUUAAAUACUAAGUGAUUCACCAAGUGGUUUUUGCCCCCCCCCCCACAGAAGUGGACCCCAGUGACAUCAUCAGCGUACAUGUGGCAGGAGAGAUGGGUGAAAAGGUAGCGCCCGACAACAACAACAACCACCGGACCACCAAGAUGUCCGCCAUCCAGACCGUGAAGAAGGAGGAGGGGGUCGCAACCACACCUGCCACUCUGGGACGCCACGGACACUACCCGGGCAAGGACCAGCGGCGGAACUACCAGGCGCGCUGGCGGGUGGAGUUCCUGAUGGACUACGACUGCCGACGACAUGGGCUGAUCUGUAUGGUGUGCGGGGCGACGUUAGCCACUCUUAAAGUCAGCACCAUCAAGAGACACAUCCAGCAGGUCCACCCUCAUUCUCUGGAGUACGGCCCUGACGAGAGACAGCAGGCCCUGCUCAGCUACAACCAGACAGCCCUGCACUUCGUCCACUCGGAAGACUGUUUCUCCUCCCAGGACCAUGGACACUCUGCACUCAGAGAGACGGCCGCCAGUCUCUUCGUCAGUUAAGAUGAGGGGCGACAGGCACGGUUGUUCUCCCCGCUCCAACCCCAAGUCUCUCUUUCUCAGGAAGUUAGAAACAUGAGGCUUGGUAGAGCCCUGUCGUGAGUGGUGUCUGGCACAGUUGGUGAUUGAUGUGUCAGGGAGCGUACAAUAUAGCACUUUCUGUCCCAAAAAUGUACUUAAACCUAGUAGGUGAUUGAAUGAGAGGGUGUUUGAGGUUUAUUGCUUAAGACAAUGAAUGCCACUUAAAGAUGCAAUUAUCUUUAUUCACUUAUGUCAAAUACAUCCUGUUAUUUCAGAAAUUCCUUGUUUACAAUGAGGUAAAUGGACAUCCUCCAGAAAUGUGUCUCAUUCUUGAAUGAGAAGAUUUUACUUUCCAUCUCUUUUCCAGUGUCACAGUACUAUUGUUGCACCGGCCAGCACCUAUUUCUGCUUCUCAUGACUCUUCUUAGCUAAAAGCUUCACUCACACAAAAAAAUCUAUUUUAUAGUGUUGAAUAUUUGAAUUAUUAUGAUUAUUUUUUUUACAAGCACUUUUAGACAUGUUUUUUACAAAAGGGUUUGUAAUUGCGGCCAUUUUGUCGACUUCAUUGAUCAAAUGAAAUUAUGCCACGUAAAUGUCAUUUUGCAUGGGAAUUCUGAAGUCAUGCAUGAUUGUGGAGCGAUUGCCUUCAAUGGCUGAGGCAUUUUAUAAGAGAGCAUAUUUAUACAAGAUUUCACAUGCAAGGUUACCAUUUUCAAUAACUCACCUAUUACAAGGUUUAUGCAACAAAGUGAUAAUAAAAAAGAAACAUAAAAAUUACAACCGCGUCAGGAAAUAAAUCGCCAAAUUGACCACCUUUGAAAUGAGCCCCUCGCUUGCCCUUAUUUCAGUGUCCUCUAAAAUAUCACUCCACCAGGAAAAGCAGAACUCAGGGAUUGUCCAUUUUCCAUCUGUGCUCGCUCUUUCGCUCUCUUGUUAGCUCGUCAAAAUUACUCCACUAAACAUGACUACUUUAUAACCCAUGGACUAAUUGAUUUGUUCAAAGAACCAGAUGGCAGCAUUUCUCCAGUUAUGUGGAGAGGAGGGACAUGAGUGUUGAAUACCACUCUCUUCCACUAACCUACGCUGCCUGUAUUGGUGACUCGGGCUGGAUCUGAAAUUGUUACUAGUUGGCAAAUCUGUGCUUUCUCCAUCCUUGUUUCCUGAAUUCCUCUCAAAGCGCAUUGCAGGGCCAGAGGAGGGACCUUGAAUCCUCUCCUCUAAUGCACUUUGAUAGGAAUUGAGGAAACCAGGAGAGAGGAAGCAAGGAUUUGACAGCUAGUAAUGUUUUCAGACACA